CACAUCGACUGAUCGACAUCACCAACUGAUAAACUAUAUUUGUGUAAGCUGUCUCCCAUAAUUACAACAAUCGCUUUGGAAUCGCCGGCAGAUUUGGAGUCUUUUGGGUAGUAUUCAUGGAGCCUUUGUCAAAAUCUCCAUACGUCUAAUCAUUCCAACCCCUGUAACAAGACCACCCUUGUUUGUUGAAGAUGAACCGCAUGAGGAGAAUUGCUGGGAUGGGCAAAGCUAAGGUCCCAUCCGCAGUUCAGAAAGAUAAAGAUGAGAGCAUAGUUUUCUUCAGGGAGCUGUACAAGCAUGAGAAAGAUACGGAUAUGAAUCUCCUGGAACCGAUGUACUCUGUCGAGUUUGACGCUAUACAAGGUGGUCACAUGUCUAAACCUCCCAUGGGCAGGAGAGAUUUCCUCGUGCCAAUCGCCGAGAAGCAUGACUAUGACUGGCUGAAAACCCCUCCAGCUGCAUCUCUGUUUCCUUCCCUUGAGGUGGAAGCCAACUCCUCCAAGAUGGUUCUCCAGAAGGAGUUACCGAUCCUGCGACCGGUGAAACCUUUCGCUUCAAGGUUCUUAGGCAGACCAGAGGGGACCAAAAAAGCAUCAUCUCCACCUGGUCCUUCACCCAUGAAGAACUUGUCCAGAGGGGCUCCACCAGUCGACAAGAGAUCAACCCACACUGCCCUGCCCAGCAGGCAGCAGAAGCCAGCUGCUGUGACUGCUAGAGCUACCACUCCUACAAGUAGAAGCACAGCUAGAGCUGCUACUCCUACAAGCAGCAACUCGGCCAAGAAACAGUCAGACAGGUUCUAUGCAACCCAUGACAGCAGUGCAAAUGCAACGACAGAGGCAGUGGAGAGCCCAGAAGAAGUCCCUUACAUGGCACCCAAGAACCUGCUCACGACUGGGUCUGCAUUCCCCCGCUGCGGUGCACUAUCGGCGAUGGUGGUAAGACCUCGAUCUAGGGGUCAUGCAUUUGGUGCGGAGGUCAAAGGAGAAAGUAUCGGGUCAAGGCGGCCACCUCCGUGCCCCGCAGCGAGAGGUUUCAAUGAGCCGCAGGCAGAUAGCAGGAAGAACGUUUUACCAGCGAAGGGAAAAGCUGUACCUGGCACUGGCGGCGAGCCUACCGGUGAGGCUGUGCGGCCCAAGGGAAUGAGAGCUGCAGAUGGGAAGAACGAGCGGAGACGACCAAGGUUUGCAGACAAGUGAAUAUGUAUCAUCGAAUUAUAUGUUCAGAAACAUGACGGUUUAAGCAAAAACUAUCGAAAUCUAUGCGUUGUUUGCAGAUGUUGCAAAUAUGAAAAAUCAAAGUUCCAAACGACAACCAUGUAAAAUUUGCUCCUUCAAUCGCAGCCUCCUUUUCUGUUAAUUUGUCAA
Lolium rigidum is the source of this 1367-nucleotide messenger RNA. RefSeq lists its product as uncharacterized. Bases 192 to 1199 code for a protein of 335 amino acids. Gene Ontology annotation, biological process: cortical microtubule organization. NCBI's taxonomy places the organism in Eukaryota, Viridiplantae, Streptophyta, Magnoliopsida, Poales, Poaceae. Gene Ontology annotation, cellular component: cortical microtubule. The record is from RefSeq and is a predicted model, not a curated record. The transcript is spliced from 4 exons.